UUAAUAACAGAUGGCGUUUGACAAGUGUCCUUACAUGUAACAUUUCGGUUGCUUAAUUCCUUUUUGGAUGAAUUCUUAUUACAUCACAGAUUUACAAGUAGAUCACUCGAACACGAUUAAACGAUCCGCAGUAGCUGGUAUAGCAGUUUCAAAAUGUUGAAUUAAACCAACUUUCUUAACCUAUCAAAAUUGUUCACCUGGCUAGAGGGCUGAACAAUAAAAAUACAUCUGACGCGCAUAGGCCGGAAAGUUAUUAAACCAUCGUAUUAUAUCUAUUUUGAGGACUAUGCAAUGUGUUAAUCGGAUAUUUAUAUCACUUGUGCGCUGCUUUUCCAGCUAGUAGGCCGUACAAUUUGAGCUCGUUCAGUGUCAGCCUCGUCAGAAAUGUAUUAAAUUUUCCAAACAUUAAAUCAGUGCAAUAACAAUGGAUGAUGUAUGGUUUCGUCUAUCUUGUUACUUCGAUAAUUUACAGUUUGAGUGUAGGCAUAUUAUCGAUAAGGUUCAAACGUCAGCAGCCACCCAACAAGUGCAUCGGUGGAUUUUGUUAUGGUCGGAACAAUGUUGUCAGCUGCUUCGAGAACUCUACGACGGACUCCAAAGGGUCCAAAUAAAGGAAUCAUUGCUAGGCGCUCUCUAUUGGCUUCAAAGAAUAUGGGAGCAACUUCAGUUUCAGUAUUAUUCUUUGGAAUUCAAUCCCAAAGAUUUUUACAGACAACUAACGAACUUGUUGACAAAAGAAGUGCAGCGAAGAGAAUUAUUUUACUUCCUGGUAGGAUCGUCAAUAGGAGGCCUAAUAGGAUACAGUAUUGGUUCGCACUGGCCACAAAAGCCACUUCGAGUACAUCACAUGAAAGCUGUUAUAUGCCAUCAUUACAUUGGCAUAGAAGGUGUCGCCAUGAUCGAAGACGAGGAAAUACCAACAAUUGUACGGUCCGAUGAACUUCUGAUCCAAGUUAAAGCCACUUCUGUCAACGUAAUUGAUGUCAAGAUCUGUCAAGGCUACUCGAAAGCCUAUCGAAGACUUCUAAACUCAGGCAGACACAAAGACUUACCAGUUAUCCUGGGAAGGGACUGCGCUGGCAUCGUAGUGGACAUUGGACGUGGCGUUGUAAAUUUUGAUGUUGGCGAUGAAGUCUUCCUAGCUGUUCCAUCCUGGGCUCCUGGAACUAUGUCGGAGUACUUAGUCGUUCCUGAAGCUCAUGUAGCUAAAAGACCAAAACUAGCCACUUUUGAGUCAUCUGCAAGUCUGGCAUAUAAUGGGUGCUUGGCAUGGGAUGCUUUGGUAAAAAAAUCCGUCAUCGAGGAAGGCAAUGCCAAAGGAAAAAGAGUUUUAGUAUAUGGAGGCAACACUCCCAUCGGCUGCAUUUUGAUUCAACUCGUUAAAUUAUGGGGUGGACAUGUGGUUUCGGCCUGCAAGCCUCACGCCAUUCCUGUGAUAAGAGCUUUAGGAGCAGACGAAGUUAUCCCGCUAAACGACGUCAAUAUCGAGAAGGAAUUAGAACUUUAUGACAAAUUCAACGCUAUUUUUUAUACCGGUGGAGAUUUGUACACGCAAUGUACUCUGAAGAAACAUUUACUGCCUUACGGUUCCUACGUGUCUACCGUUCCUGAAAAUCUGACGUCCGAUUCUUUAGGAUUUAUCUUUGGGAGCAUAUUUUCAGGAUACGUUAGGAUUAAGUUAUUGCUGCAGUACCUUUUUGGGUGCAAUACUCGUCAAUGGAAGGAAGGUGCGAAAAUUAGCCCAGCGUACCUGCAAGCCCUUACCGAACUCGUCGAAGCCGAUCAAUUGCAAACCGUUGUGGAUCGGGCAUACACUCCUCAAAAUAUAGAACGAGCUUUGCAACACGUUCUAGACCCAAGUGCAAUAGGAAGUACUGUAAUUAAAUUCCAAUGACAUUUACACGUGUCCUGUAGAUGUUGAUCUUUGUAACAUACGAGCCGGGUCACGUUACGUAGUAUAUCCCACUUUUUGUAUAUAGCGCAAAGAGAAUAUUUGCGUCAUACGUUUAAGGUGAAGUGAAACACGUCGAAAAGUUUGAUCGACGUCGGUAAAAAAGAUCCUUCUAAAUACCUACGUUACCAACGUUUGUAUUUAUAUCGACAGCUGUGUCGAAUUGUAUGAAAUAGCAUUUUCCAUACGUCGUUUCCGUACAAUGUUUAUAAAGAAAUCAAAGUAAAACUCUGGAAAUUUCCUGGAUUCAUGGUUUUUUUUGUCAUAAUUGCCUGUAGAGCCAUCUGUGAUUUCCGUGUCAAUUAAAUUUUCACUCCGACACCUCAUAUUAUCAUCGUUUUAGCAUACAAGCGCACAAGACACUUUUUUUUGGCUUUAUCCCGUUCAAAUUCGAGUUUCUCGAUUACUUGAAUGUUCUAAAUUGUUGUACCAUUGUCUUGACACUUUCGUUUCUCAUAUCAGAGCCUUCAAUAAUUGUAUAACGAUUGAAAUAUAACAGCUCGACGCUAUUUCGGUUCUGGUCUAGGUUGAGUUAAGAAUUUUUUUUCAAAAAUCCAAGUUUUGACAGUGUCAAUGUUUCAGACGGUUCGGUCGAAUACCUUUUAAAAAAAGUGUCUUAUUCGAAUCGACUGAUUUAAAGGUAGUUUCGCUUCACCUUAAUCGACGUCGGAUAGUCAAUACUGAAUAUCAAUAGUAUUUCUUUUCAAGGAAAAGAUUGUUAAGAGAGUUAAGACCGGUUAAGACUGAUAUUAAGGGUUACUGAAAUUACAGUAAUUUGGAUAUGUGUACAAGUGCCUCGAAUAAGUGCCACGAUUUACAGAUCUGAAAUGAAAUCCCCGAUUCAACUUAGGUGCUCUGGAUUGUUAAUAGUUACCAUUUACAACUGUUACUUGAACUGUUUAUUGUCAGUUUGUAGUUAUAGAAGAACGAAUGUACUGUAAUGAAACUUUUGUUGGGUUACGUGCUUUCACAGACGCUGCGCAUGUAUUGUGACGUUUGGAUGUGCAAAGUGACCGUGACCGCUUUCCAAAUUCAAUUCCGCGAGCUAACAGCGAAUAUAUCAUUAUCGCAGCUACUUAAAAAGGACAAAUGUUUUUACAAAUCUUUAUAGUCUAUUUUAUCAAAUAAAUACAAUGACUGGAGAGAA
This is a messenger RNA of Orussus abietinus, 3098 nucleotides long. RefSeq names its product reticulon-4-interacting protein 1, mitochondrial. NCBI's taxonomy places the organism in Eukaryota, Metazoa, Arthropoda, Insecta, Hymenoptera, Orussidae. The record is from RefSeq and is a predicted model, not a curated record. Gene Ontology annotation, cellular component: mitochondrion. Gene Ontology annotation, molecular function: oxidoreductase activity. Bases 425 to 1894 code for a protein of 489 amino acids. The transcript has 8 exons.